CGAGUCCAAAAUAUUUACAUCGAAAUGGCGGGAAAGAACUUCUGGAGGACGAGGAGAUUAGACGAACAUAACCGCAUUGUAUAUUGAUGAAAUGGCCCCAAAACGGAAAAGACAGUUAGAUAAUGGUAGUGGAGAUGCAGUGGUGCCAAAUACAAAACGGCAGAAGAAGAGCACUCAGACUGAUAAAGAAAAGAAAGUCACAGCAGCAAAAAGGGAUUUGAACAAGACUGAAAAGAAUACUAUCCAGUAUUGUCACUGGCUGAUGAAGUCAGAACCUGAUAGUAGAUAUGAGAACGGUGUUGAUGUUAAGUUUGGUAUUGAAGAUCUGAAGAAUUGUCCUAAUCAGACAGACUGCUGGGAUGGAGUUCGCAAUUAUCAGGCGAGAAACUUCAUGAGGGACCAGAUGAAGAUAGGACACGAUGUGUUUUUUUACCACAGCAACUGUAAAGAACCGGGCAUAGCUGGAAUAUGCAAGAUAGUCAAGGAGAGCUAUGUAGACCAUACGCAGUUUGACAGGAAAGAUCCUCACUAUGACAGAUCUGCAAAACCGGACAACCCCCGCUGGUUUAUGGUGGAUGUUCAGUAUGUGCGCAUGCUGAAGAGGUUCAUCCCAUUAUCUGAGCUCAAGCAAUAUCACCUGAGGCACAAGACGGAGGGCGGGCCCCUGAAGGGUGUGGCACUGUUUACCAGGGCCAGACUCUCUGUACAGCCACUUACACAAGAAGAGUGGGAUUUUAUACUAUCGCUGGAGAAUGAAAAGUAAGGCAUGUGGAGAAAGGCCACAGAUCUGGUGUAAUACCUUAUUGUAUUAUAGCCCCACCCUAGGGAAAUCUCAGAUUCCAGGAUCCUUGGCAUCCUGGACUCCUGGAGAGACCUUAACUACUGCAUUGAACUGACCAACACAUGCUGAAUGGACUGUUCUACUUUCCAACCCAGAGAAUGUAUAAAUAUAGAAGGCAAAGUGAAAGUGGACCAAGCACUAGAGUUGUCUGCUUACCUUAGCCUAAACUUAACCCAGAUGAGAAAGUGCAUCAGUGAUAGAUGCUGACCAUGUGUGAGCUGAUGCUGUACAGAUGGGAGUUGGAUGUGAGAACUGACACUAAAACAGUUGGCUCAUUCUGUCACACUAUUCAUCAACUGGACACCUAUUGUAAACCUCUUUACCACCACUAUACUUUAUCACUAGUGAACUGUUCCCCAUCAGCAGCCCAAUCCAUUGCAUGAGUUUUUAACUGAAUGCGAGUACAUGCACCCUACACCACGAUAGAGAAUAUAUACUCAAAAUUAUAACCUCCCAGAAGACGACUUGUAUUUACCUGCAUUUUCACACAUGUGACUUUUAAUUUCAACCAUUGUGUGGUGUGCGUAUCUUACCAGUGAAAUUAGGGAAGUAAAGUUUUUGAAAGUUUUAAUUUUGAUUUUAAUUUUUGAGUGAG
Messenger RNA from Liolophura sinensis, 1436 nucleotides. RefSeq names its product thymocyte nuclear protein 1-like. The coding region runs from base 92 to 763 and encodes 223 amino acids. Gene Ontology annotation, cellular component: nucleus. Lineage: Eukaryota; Metazoa; Mollusca; Polyplacophora; Chitonida; Chitonidae. The transcript is spliced from 7 exons. The record is from RefSeq and is a predicted model, not a curated record.